AUGGCGCCUGUUGAACCGAAUUAUUUUGCUUGUACACUCGGAGAGGCAGCCCAGCUAAAACGCCAAGAUGGAUCGGCCAAGAAAUGGAAGACGGUCCUGGAAUUGAUUGACGAUCAGGCUGAGAAUAUUCCUGAUUCGCCAGCGCUUGGAUUUGCGACGUUCAAGCAUUUGAAGUCGAGUCAAGGUUGUUACCCUUCACCAUCACAUGGUCGUGUCGCUAACAUUGGCAGUAAUACCGUACUUCUUCACAUUUCGAAGUCUCUCGGAAUCAUCAAGACAUGCCGCGCAAAUAUUAUCACACCAUCUUCCUCCGCCAAAGGAUCCUUCGCGGAUGACGAUUGGUCUUCUAUCCGCGAGCAGUACAGAUUUCGUGUUGACAUGGCUUGGUUUGAUGCGACUGGGAUAUACAGUGUUGCUUCUCGCCUCGCACCUCCAGCAAUCACGCAUCUAUGCCAAACCCUGCAUAUCACACAGGUUCUAGUUGACGAGCUAUACGAGCAUCGCGCUCGCGGCCUAAGCAAUGAAAUCAGCGUUGCCAUGAUCCCAAGAUACCAUCCAGAGGAAUACGCGACACCCAAGUUUCAACAAGCAGAUAACAUAUCCGACACAGCAUACAUCUGCCACACAUCAGGGACAUCCUCAGGCCUUCCCAAGCCCAUUCCCCAAACUCAAUUCGGCGUCAUGGGCGCACUUUACAGCUUCCCAGGCAAGGACAAACCAGCUACGUUUUCCACCACGCCAUUGUACCAUGGGGGCUUUCCCGACUGUCUAAGGGCUUGGACGAGUGGCGCGGCGAUCUGGUUCUUUCCUGAGGGACAUGCACCUAUUACUGGCACCAACAUUAUGAAAGCGCUUGAGUAUGCGAGGGCUAAGAGCCCAAGCCCUGUCAAGUAUUUCUCUUCGGUGCCGUAUGUACUUCAGAUGCUGUCUGAUGAGUAUGGAGGUCUUGAGAUUCUGCAGUCGAUGGAUCUUGUAGGUGUUGGAGGCGCAGCUCUUCCUCCUGCGAUAGGUGACAGGCUUGUUGAAGCAGAUGUCAAUCUCUUAUCGCGAAUGGGAAGCGCAGAAUGUGGAUUCUUGAUGUCUUCACAUCGAGACUACGCAAGUGAUAAGGAAUGGCAGUUCCUUAGACCCAUCGAUGAUCCGAAAUUACUCGAGUUUGAACCGCGCGACAAUGGUCUUUCAGAGCUUGUUGUCAAGUCAGAUUGGCCGUUCCUUAUUAAGACCAAUCGCGAAGAUGGAUCAUACGCUACGUCCGAUCUUUUCGAGCCUCACUCGACGAUCAAGAAUGCGUGGCGGUAUCAUAGCAGGGCUGACGCGCAGAUCACUCUUGCGAACGGGAAGAAGUUUGAUCCUUCACCUGUCGAGGGUAGUAUACUUGCUUUGUCGAAAUUACUCCAGGAUGUUCUGAUCUUUGGUGGUGGAAGAGACUAUUCCGGAGCUCUGUUGUUCCCCUCUUCAAACGACGUCAGCGAGCAGGAAGUCAUCGAAGCAGUUUGGCCACACAUUGAUAAGAUGAACAACGAGAGUCAAAGCCACGCCCGGAUCACAAAGGCCAUGCUCGUUGUUGUUCCCGUGAAGGAAGGCGAAAAGGCGCUCGAGAAGAGUAGUAAGGGCACUAUUCUGCGAAGACAAGCAGAAGAGCGGUAUGAGAAGGAGAUUGAGGGCGCUUACAACAGAGGGUCUUCAUCUAAAGAGGUUUCUGACGACGAACUUUCGCAAACGGUCCGGUAUUGCUUCCACCAAGUUCUGGGACGAGACGUAGAUCCCAAUCAGGAUUUGUAUCGCCAGGGCGUUGAUUCCAUCGCCUGCAUCCAAAUCCGAAAGCUGCUGGAGCGAGCUUGUUUAUCGCCUCGAAACGAGUCUUUGCCUUUGAACGUUAUUUACGACCAGGGCACCGUCAAAGCACUUGUCGAAUACCUCCACUGUGUGAGGAAGGGACACCACCACCGCGGUAGCAACUCUCAAGAUGCAGACGUUCAAGCGAUGAAAAGUCUCGUCCAGAAGUACAGCGAUUUUAGAGAUGUCAAGAAGGCUUCCCGCAGUGAAGGGAAGAGCGUCCUUUUAACAGGAGCCACUGGCUUUCUCGGCACACAUAUCCUCGAUCUCCUCCGUCAAGACUCCAACGUCGACAAGAUCUAUUGUCUUUUGCGAGCAGACGACGCAGCUAUGGCGCAAAAGCGAGUUUCUGAAGCUUUAAGCAACCGUGGCUUACAAGCUCUCAAUCAACGACAAAGCGAUAACCUAGUCCUAUGCCUACCAUGCAACCUCACUGAAUCCAAUCUGGGUCUCUCUGAUAUAGACCGGCAAGCCAUUUUGGAAAAUGUCGGAACGGUUAUUCACUCUGCUUGGGCGGUGAACUUUAGUCUUCGGCUUCCUUCUUUUGAAGACCAAAUCGUCAGCACACGAAAUCUGGCCGCCCUUUCCGCUGAAUCAGGUGCGCGUUUUGUCUUUGUCAGUUCGAUCGCGGCAGUGAGCGAUUCGAAGGCCAAGCCUAUCCCCGAGGAACUAUCGCAGGAUCCGAGCGAAGCUUCUCCGUUGGGAUACUCGCGGUCGAAGUGGGUAGCUGAACAGGUCUGCGAUGCUCUGAACAAGACAUCUGGUGGAGACCCUCUUGCUUCGGUUGUUCGCGUGGGACAAUUGUGCAGUAAUGAAUCAGGUGUUUGGAAUGCUACAGAAGCGUACCCAUUGCUCCUGUCUACUGCAAAGAUAACAGGAUGUUUGCCAAAUAUUCCGGGUGAGCCAUUGAACUGGCUUCCCGUGGAACAAGCAGCACAAGCCGUCAUCGAAGUCUCGCGUUCAAAAGACGAUGCUUCCUCCACACCAGUCUAUCACGUUCUCAAUCCUCAUACGACACCAACAUGGACAGAAAUGCUAGACUGGCUAUCCUCCAGCAUCGGAACUCCCGAGUUCGAAAGGGUUUCGCCCCGAGAGUGGAUCAAGCGUUUGGAGAAGGCACUUGGUGAGAGGAGCGUCAAUCAUCCUGCGCAAGCUCUUCUAGGGCUAUGGAAGGAGUCUUAUGGGCUUAUGAUGGAGGAAGAUGUUGAGUUGAAGAAGAGUGGUGAUGAGAGCCCGUUUGAUGUAAAGAAGACGAGUGAGGUUUCGAAUACGAUUAAGGAUGUUCAACCUUUGGAUCGAGAGAGGUUGUUGCAGACUUGGAAAACUUUCCGCUCAUCUAGCGUUGCCGAUAUGAUCAAUUCUCAAACUAGUGCUUCUCCUACUCGCGCCGCACAACGCUCCGCUUGUGACGCAUGCCGGUCAAGGAAGUGCAAGUGCAACGGCGAAAAGCCCACUUGUGCGAGAUGUGCUUUUCAUGGCCUUGAGUGUAUUUACUCGGUCAAGCAGCGUAUGGGUCGGCCUUCGAAGAGGAGGUUGACGCCUCCUUUGACUCCGACGCAGAACAGUCCGAGGGAUCAACAAGAAGUGACUACUCCACUCUCUGGCUUCGAUAUCGCAUCCUUUUCGCCAUCUACAAUAGGAGCCGGCCUGGAUUUCAAUAUUGAUCCUCUUAUUGGAUUGUCGCUUGCUGCGAGCAUAGAUCCUGGCUUACAACAACAUCCCUCACCAUCAGAACAGUCCACAGACCUCGUUUUGCCAUCUGUGUCCCAUACAAGCGCCUCAGAUUCGGCCAAUAACACAGACAUUGGUACUUCAGCAUCUCCAUCCUGUUCUUGUCUAGCAACUUUCUAUCUCACAAUGGACGAUCUCUGCAAAAACACAGAUCUUGUCUUCCCAUCCGGUCUCAUGUUCCUACGCGAGAAGCUCAGCACAGUCAGCCAACUUGCUCACUGCCAGAUAUGUCCAACACAAUACCUGUCUUCUAUGCAAAACAUCCAACUCCUCGGCACACUUCUCAUGUCUAUAGCGAAGCAAUAUGGGGUAGUACUAGAGUCCAUCACCAAGGAAAGUGAACUUAUGUCCGAGACAGGGCAGCCGAUGCAUAUCCAAUUUGGAACUUCCAGAGCUGAUGUCUCGUCGGACUUUGCUUUGGAAAUGAGCCCUGUGGAAUGGGCGUCGCUAGCCAGACGAUCUGUCAAACAGGAGAUUUACGGGAGUGACGACAAGGAAGACUCACUAUGGGGUCUCAUUCACCUCUUGGAACGGCAUGCGACUUUUGCAAGCGGCGCAGUCGUAUCUCUCCGCGUUGUCUAUGCUUAUCUCCCUUCUCUUAUAUACCCGCUUGGCCCCCGGCUUUUACCUCCCGUUGUGGUAAAUCCCCAGUCCUCCGCAGUCUCUUCUGUAACGAUGCCUCAUGCAGUAUCCAGUUCAAGGGCUCUUGAGCCUCACUUCCUUCGCAACGCCCUCGAUGUCCUGAUCAUAGGAGCAGGGCCCGCUGGUCUGUCAGCGGCUCUGGCUUUGGGUCGUGCGCGACGGAGUGCGGCUAUCUUUGGUUCUUUCGAACGCUCCGGACCACAGGGCCGUGACAUAGAGAACCUGACGUCGUUACAUACCCAUAUGGUCACCGAGUUGAACACCAAGUACAGAACGGUCUCCUUCAUCAGCACCGCCGCGAAGUCUGUUCGUGAGAGAGGUAUGGUAUUCGAGGUGGAGGACACAGCAGGCCGAUGUUGGAAAGGUCGAAAAGUGAUAAUAGCCACGGGAUGCCAUGAGAUUCUGCCCAAAAUACCGGGUUAUCAGGAGCGGAGGGGCACCGGCAUUCUGGACUUCUCGCAGUGUCCUGAGUUUGAGGAUACCAGCUUGAAGUGCGCUGCCGCUUUGAUCACCUCGAGCGACUCGGAGUCCAUGAAUUCGGCCAUUCUCUCUGCUCAUCUGGCCCGUCAACACACGCCAGACAUCACACUUCUUACCAACGGCAUGUUUCAUCUCGAACAACAUCCUCAAAUCAUUUCUGCCGUCAAGCGGGGUUUCAAGAUCGACAGCUGGCCUAUCCAAUCUUUCACAAAAUCAGACGCCGAGUCAUCCGUAACCGUCGAGUUCGAAGACGGAUCAAAGACUUCGUACGGUUUCAUAGCGCACAAGCCUCGAUCGUUCAUCAUAGGGCCUUUUGUGGAUCAACUUGAUCUUGAGAUGACGUCGGGAGGUCGGAUACUGGUUGAAGGCGAUUAUCACGAGACGAGUGUGCGUGGUGUUUUUGCUGCUGGCAGCUGCGCUUCUGUUGUUGAUAGUGAAGCAGUGGCAUUGAGUACUGGGAUAAUGGCGGGUGUUGGAGCUAACUUUCAGAUUGCGGAAGAUGAUGUCGGCUUCUGA
Fusarium coffeatum is the source of this 5205-nucleotide messenger RNA. RefSeq lists its product as uncharacterized. Gene Ontology annotation, molecular function: oxidoreductase activity; DNA-binding transcription factor activity, RNA polymerase II-specific; phosphopantetheine binding. The record is from RefSeq and is a predicted model, not a curated record. Gene Ontology annotation, biological process: regulation of DNA-templated transcription. The transcript is spliced from 6 exons. Lineage: Eukaryota; Fungi; Ascomycota; Sordariomycetes; Hypocreales; Nectriaceae. Bases 1 to 5205 code for a protein of 1734 amino acids.